Messenger RNA from Actinia tenebrosa (Australian red waratah sea anemone), 1267 nucleotides. RefSeq lists its product as uncharacterized. The record is from RefSeq and is a predicted model, not a curated record. NCBI's taxonomy places the organism in Eukaryota, Metazoa, Cnidaria, Anthozoa, Actiniaria, Actiniidae.
UUGGGAUUUUAGUCUUUUUUAACGAAAUGAAGGCAAGACGAGAAAGACUUCUUUUCUUCGGAAUAGUCGCCGCAAUAUUCGUUUUACUAUGGAAUAAUUCGGUUCUGGUCUACAAAAAAUCAAGUCGUAUUUCUUUGCCUUGCGAAGACACCUUUAACGAAAAAAAAGUUGAAAAAACCAGACAGAAUUCGAGGCUCGGAAUGCAAUUUUUAAAACCCACUCCUUCCCGAAGAGUCAAGAGGUUUGUUUAUCUUGUUCAGACAGCUCAGUGCCUUCCUGCAAAGCUUCUCAACGAGCAGCACAUUGGAGAUGCAUUGCGCUGUAGAUGUGAUGUGGCGGUGCUAAGCUUCAAGCAACCUUGCGAAGAUAAGAACAGAACUUUCUUUUCGCAUGUUGAAUAUCUCUCACGUCCAGCCGAUGGAGAUAGAAUUUCAUGGUCUGCAGGAAGAAAUUUGUUAUUCUCAACAUCCAAAGCAAGAAAUGUUGAAUAUCUUUAUUACAUUUUCAUGGACGAUGAUUUAGAAUUGAGUUACAACAAAGCGCACACUCCGCCUUCGAUGCGAUCGGUAUCCCCGAUGCGUUCGUUCGAAAACUUUCUACUCCAAUGCAAACCCGCCAUUGGUGUCCCAAACUACUCAACGCACCACAGCUCUGACAUCAUGAUCAAAAAGAUUAAAACUAUAUGCAAAAGAGAUCACUUUAAUUCCUCUUUUGUCUUUGUCCCUAUCGUUCACUUUGAUGCGAGUUUGAACGCUUUUCACAAAGACGUCGUCCAACACAUUCUUCCGUAUCCUAGAAAGUACGAUAAAACGAACUGGUGGCACAGCCAAAGAUAUGUUAUCGCCGCUUCAGAACUAAAGUUCCGUGGACAAUGUUACAUGUUCAUACCAGUUAACAGUGUCAAUACAAAGCAUGGAGAUUACCCUCAAAAUGAUGUCAAUGCUAAUCAAGUUUGGUCCUCAAUUGUCCAAAACUUGGUGUCAAAUAUUCCUCAAGAAUAUGCAAAAGAAAAGUGGAUAAAAGAGUUUAUUGAGGACCCUGUGAAACAUACCGAGAAUUCGCGGGCUAUUUGUUGGAGAUUCCCACUUAAUUUCUCUAUAAAACCUUUCGCAUAUUUUGCUUUGAAUCAAGAAUAUAAAACUUGAAUUGCUUGAAUUUGGGAUUCAUGAACGGAAUCCAUAUAUUAUAUAUAAGAUACGAAAAAUAAGAAGCCGUACAACUGUAAAGUAAAUAAAAUUCAAAUUCAAAGGGCUUUCUGAACAAGAAA